This is a messenger RNA of Zootoca vivipara (common lizard), 1559 nucleotides long. RefSeq names its product apoptosis and caspase activation inhibitor (gene AVEN). Gene Ontology annotation, biological process: negative regulation of G2/M transition of mitotic cell cycle. The record is from RefSeq and is a predicted model, not a curated record. Lineage: Eukaryota; Metazoa; Chordata; Lepidosauria; Squamata; Lacertidae.
GAGGCUUCGCCGGGACUUCCGAGAGGAGUCAGGAUCUCUAGGCCCAAGCCUGGCGCGGCCCCCAGUUUCUCCUCUCCCGAGAGAGGCAGCCAGCUUCCCGGAGGAGGCGGGGAGACGGGCCUGGUGAAAGGGGCCGGACCCGAAGUAGCUGCCAUGCAGCAGCCCGAACGCGGCGGCGGCGGCGGCAGGCCCCAACGGGGAGGCGGCGGCCGGCAACCCCAUCGCCGCCGGCCGGGUGGUAGAGAGAGGCCGCCGGAAGGCGGCGGAGGCAACAGCGAGGCCAGUCCCGGCCGAGGAGGCCGGAGCCGGGGAAGAGGCGGGGGGAGAGGAAGAGGCAGGCAGGACACUCGCGGCAAAGGGCCCGCCGCGCCUGCCUCCGCCCCUCACGGUUAUGAAUCGGCCUCGGCUGAUCUUGAGUCGCAAGAAGAGGAAAAAGAAGAACAAGGAAGUUAUUCAAGAAGAAAAGUAGUUUCCAACUGGCACCGUUAUGAAGAUGCUGAGAAAGAAACACAAAAUGACAAUGGUGAAUCACAGCGUGGGACAGACUUCAGUGUUUUGCUUAGCUCAGCAGGGGAUUCCUUUACCCAGUUCAGAUUUGCUGAAGAAAAGGAGUGGAUUGCAGAAAACCUUUGUCCGAAACAGUUGUCUGGGUUGUAUGUUGACUGCCAGUCUUUGGUCCAGGCACUUGAAGAGCUGCCUCUACAUCUCAAACUGAAUGUGGCUAAAGAGUUGGUGCAGGAUGCAACACCUGCCAUACUCCCUCAAAUUAAAUUGAAAAGCAGUGAAGUUCCCAAGAAAAGUGCUCCGUUACAGCAUACCAUGGGGCAAAAUAGAGUUGCAUCAAACUCAUAUCCUUCUGCAGACUCUGUUGGCCACCUGUCGCUGCCUAAUAAAGAUGGAUUUGGAUCGUCUUCAGAAGCCCUCCAGAAAAGCUCUUCAGUUACACAGCAAGAGGAUCACUUGGAUGACGACCUUGAUCAACUCCUGAAGUUGGACGCCCCUAUUCAUCCUGAAAACUUUGAACUGGAAACAAUAUCCUGUGAUAGAGUAUCUGGGGAUGAUUUGAAAAUGCCUCAUGAAAUAAAUGACCUUUUAGAACUGGAUGGAACUGAACAAAUUUGCUCAGCAUCUCAACAGCAGGAAGCAACAUCCAAAAAUAUUUCCGAGGAGGACCUUGAAGACUGGUUAGACAGCAUGAUCUCCUAAGGCUACAUUUUGGUUGGCACGCAAGUAAACUGAAAAAUUGACAUGACAGUAGCUGGUAUAGAAUAAUUGCUUACAAGUAUUUAAUUAAGUAGCAACUUCACCUUGAUUUUUAAUUAUGCUACAUGUCCAACUUUUGUUGUUUCUUAGUAUCAAAUAUGCUGGACACCUUGUAGAGAAUUCUCUGUAUUACACUGCCUGAAGAAAUAUAAUGACAUUCUCUUGAAAUGCUUGUAAAUUAAAAAUGUUGCACAGAUGGUUUAAAAUAAUUCAGAUAGCAGCAGGACAAUUUCAGCUUCUUUUGUAGAAGAGCUUCUCACUUAAAGCUGCAAAAUAAACAGUGCUGGGGAAUGCAA